AUGUUUGGUGAUACUGUCAUCCAGUAUAUUGUGCCUAGAGGCGGCGCCAUGUUCGGCGGUACUGUCAUCCAGUAUAUUGUGCCUAGGGGCGGUGCCAUGUUUGGUGAUACUGCCAUCCAGUAUAUUGUGCCUAGAGGCGGCGCCAUGUUCGGCGUUACUGUCAUCCAGUAUAUUGUGCCUAGGGGCGGCGCCAUGUUCGGCGGUACUGUCAUCCAAUAUAGUGUGCCUAGGGGCGGCGCCAUGUUCAGCGGUACUGUCAUCCAGUAUAUUGUGCCUAGGGGCGGCGCCAUGUUCGGCGGUAUUGUCAUCCAGUAUAUUGUGCCUAGGGGCGGCGCCAUAUUCGGCGGUACUGUCAUCCAGUAUAUUGUGCCUAGGGGCGGCGCCAUAUUCGGCGGUACUGUCAUCCAGUAUAUUGUGCCUAGGGGCGGUGCCAUGUUUGGUGAUACUGCCAUCCAGUAUAUUGUACCUAGAGGCGACGCCAUGUUCGGCGGUACUGUCAUCCAGUAUAUUGUGCCUAGGGGCGGUGCCAUGUUUGGUGAUACUGUCAUCCAGUAUAUUGUGCCUAGGGGCGGCGCCAUGUUCGGCGGUACUGUCAUCCAGUAUAUUGUGCCUAGGGGCGGUGCCAUGUUCGGCGGUACUGUCAUCCAGUAUAUUGUGCCUAGGGGCGGUGCCAUGUUUGGUGAUACUGCCAUCCAGUAUAUUGUGCCUAGAGGUGGCGCCAUGUUUGGUGUACGAAACCAAAGCUCGUCAGAUGAACACAGAUAA
This is a messenger RNA of Liolophura sinensis, 765 nucleotides long. RefSeq lists its product as uncharacterized. Lineage: Eukaryota; Metazoa; Mollusca; Polyplacophora; Chitonida; Chitonidae. The transcript has a single exon. The record is from RefSeq and is a predicted model, not a curated record. The coding region runs from base 1 to 765 and encodes 254 amino acids.